Molecule: messenger RNA, 3095 nt
Organism: Alosa alosa (allis shad)
Lineage: Eukaryota; Metazoa; Chordata; Actinopteri; Clupeiformes; Clupeidae
Product: neurotrophin receptor-interacting factor homolog
Exons: 2
Coding region: 34-1473 (479 amino acids)
Biological process (GO): regulation of transcription by RNA polymerase II
Molecular function (GO): DNA-binding transcription factor activity; RNA polymerase II cis-regulatory region sequence-specific DNA binding
Source: RefSeq, a predicted model, not a curated record
AGCGCUGGUAGUGCACGUUGACGGAUCUUGAUCAUGGCUUCUGAAGUUUACACAGUGGAUAUGGUGCUUCAAACUCAUGUCAGGGGUAUAUUAGAUGCCGUUGUUAACGUGUUAGUUGAGGAAAUGACUGAUAUUUUUCGUACAUGCUUUGCAUUGGAGCAAAAUGGUGGAUCUCAUGCGGGUAGUUACAUUGGCUUUACAGACCCCGCAGAGCUCCAGCACAGACUAAGGAAAAGUCUUAAAAGUAUCCGACAGUCGGGUCCAUCGCCAGGGUGUGAUAAGCCGCUUUCCACCGCCAUAAGGACACCAACCCCCCCUAGUGUCAGCAGACAAGCCAGCCGUCAGGUCCUUCCUCAGUGCAGUUCAGCUCAUGAUGUGUAUGUGGCAGACUCCAAGGUAAUGACUGACCUGCCUGUUGUCAUUGAAACGUUUGCUGAUGCCCAUACCUUGUUUUCUUCGCUGACCUCUGGUCAGAAUGAAAGGGAGGUGCAACAUGGGCUGCUUGAAUUGGGAUCACAGGCGCCUCUGACAGUGCAUGCUCAAACAGAGUGUAAAGUAGAGCUAGAAGAGGAAAAGCCAUUGACCGCUCAGACGCCAUCAGAGGAACACAUUUUACACUCGGGCAGCGAAGGAGAGUCAAGGUUAACUGACAGUAGCACACCACCCACAGAGGGGAGUGUGAGCUCUCUAAGUGCCUUUCCUCUCAAGAUGGAGGUGGAAGCCACACCCAGCAUCGCACAGUUGGAUAAAAGUGAGGGAGCAAGUGAGGCUGAGAUUGUGGAUGUCACUCCACCUCAGCCCAGCACCCCAGAUGGUCAUCUCGCCUGCCCUACAGAGUCAGGAAAAUCACCUGACCAUGAAGCGCCUGCGGUUGUCAUAAUGGGGGCAAGUGAUGUCAGGAAGGGACUGGAGGAGGUGAAGAGGUGGCCGAAUAAAGAUGAGGAGGAGGAUGAAAAGGAGGUGAAGGAGGAGGAAGAUGGGUCCUAUGAUAUGAAGGCCUGCUUGUCAGGGUCGAAGCCCAACAUAACACUAAGAUCAUCUGGCUCAAUAGUGAAGGUGGGCGCUGAACAAGUAGAGAGAGCAGGAAAAAAAGGAGGAAUUGUACCUCUUCUACCUAGCUGUCCAUCUACACAAUUCAUCAGCCUACCGCUGCCCUCUUGUUCCGUGCAACUGGACCGCUUACCCCCGCGCUUGACCCUCAAGAAGAAAACCCUUCUCGUCUGCCAGGACUGCACCAAGGUCUUCCGCUGUGUCAAGUCUCUGCACAAACACCGGCGCUUCCACUCCGGUGAGACACCGUUCCACUGCCCGCAGUGCCCCAGGAAGUUCAUCCUGCGCAAGAGCCUGCGGCGCCACCUCCGGCGGCACACGGGCGAGAAGCCGUACAGGUGCCCACAUUGUGGCAAGGCCUUUCGACUCCACAAGGGGCUGGAGAAGCACAUGCACGGCAACUCCAGACCCGGGCCGUGUUAGUUUGGAUACAGAGAACCAUUGCAAGAGUCGCUUUGAAGGAGGAAUUGCACUCAAUAUGCCAAUGUGAGUCUGUCUCUGAUUUAUUUUUGUGUCUCUGUGUGUUGCAUUAUAUGUGUAUGAGAGAGUUAUACAUAUUUCUUCAAAGGUUUCUUUUUUUCCAUACACACUCUGUUUAACAAAGAGGAAGUUGUGUUUUCAUCCCAAUUGUAUGGAUGAGGUGCAAAUAUUGCACUCAAUCAUGGCUGUUGAAUGCCACUGGACCUUUAAUGUUAAAUCCUAAGUAGAAGGAUAUUUAGCCAUUUCCUAGCUAAUGUUCUUUUUAAUGUGAGACCCUGACAACUUAUGUUCUAAAUGUAUUUAUGUUUACCGGGGAAAUGUACAACACUGUAAUCCAGAACCUUAUUUUCUGCCUAUGUUCACCAUUUCAUCAGACUUUUUUCCCAAACAAAAACUCUUCGGACAGUUCAUGUGAUUUGUAGUAGUUGGUUGUUAGUAAUACUGUAUAUGACACAGAUUGUUUUUGCCAUUGUUUAAAUACAUUUACUCUUACUUAAUAAUUUAUGUUUAUUCAUGCCUUGCAUUGAAGAACUUGAUAUGGUAAGAUGUGUACUGUAGUUGACCAUGUCCAUAAGAAGCAGUCUGUAAAAUAAGUGCAGUACUACAUUGUAAACUCAAUAAGCCUAUUCAGUCAAGGAAAGGGACAUAACUGGAUAUAACUUCUUCUUUUAUUUUGUAACUAAAGAAUUAAGAAACUAAGGAAUUAUUAUUUAUUUUAUUUUCCAUCAGAAUCAUUAUGUUCAUAGAAUGCAGUAUUUGGUACACAAUAACGGGCUGUUCAAAGUAUUGGUUGUAUUGUUAAAACAUAACACAUUGCAAUAUCAUUACAUUUCAGACAAUUCAAAAUGUUUCAUGUAAAAGCUAUAUAAAAUAAUGAGGGAUAUGAUUACACUCACUGCAAUAUAUGUACAGGUCUCACAAUGAAUAAAGGUAAACAAAAGGGAAUCCAAGGCACUCUUCUUAAAAAUUAUUUUAAAAACCUUUAUUUUACUGGCUAUGUCACAACAGAAAAUGUAAAAAGAUAUAGGGAAAAGCAACCCGUGUGUAGCGGGGCAAACAGCUUUCUUCAGGGUGUGCUUCCCAGACAAACAAUAGACCUCUGAAGUUCCCCCUACAAAAAGCUGCCAUCUUUGACAUCCGGUAUCUGGCGAUUUUUCCUAUGGGAAAAUAACGUGGGGAUUUUGAAUAAUCGCACCUGUUAAAGUCUCGUGGGGAUGAAAAAGUCUGAAAUGCAGACGUUUUCCUGAACACACUUUUGUCCUCUGCCUUCGAGUGAAUACUGUGACUCCGGUAAGUGAAGGCGGCACACUUAGAUUUUUGCUAGCCCAGACCUAACUUGCAAUGCAAUUUGCCAUAGGUAGUUAGCUUCAAUUAACAACCGGAUCUCCUUAUAUGGGCAAAUAUGGCCGUUUUGGAUCUUUUUUGUAGGCGAACUUCAGAGGUCUAUUUCCCCUCUUGUGUAGGCUAAUUGGUAACACCUGAGUGACAUGGUGAGCUACCACAUGAAACAUACCAAAACACUCCACUAGGUGGCUGGUUGUAAAUGUUCACAUGAAAAAGAACAA